Temnothorax curvispinosus is the source of this 1846-nucleotide messenger RNA. RefSeq names its product odorant receptor 13a-like. The transcript is spliced from 9 exons. Bases 177 to 1409 code for a protein of 410 amino acids. NCBI's taxonomy places the organism in Eukaryota, Metazoa, Arthropoda, Insecta, Hymenoptera, Formicidae. Gene Ontology annotation, biological process: detection of chemical stimulus involved in sensory perception of smell; sensory perception of smell. The record is from RefSeq and is a predicted model, not a curated record. Gene Ontology annotation, cellular component: plasma membrane. Gene Ontology annotation, molecular function: odorant binding; olfactory receptor activity.
UCGUGCAAUUUCGUUAAGUACAGCUUGUCAACGUGACGCGACGGGGACAAAUACGUAUUGUCUACUGAUGAUUCGUCUGUGCAACUAAGUUCCGUUUCUCCCUCUCGUCGAAGCAUCGUCCCCCUUCGUACGUACAAUUCUUCCCCCACAAAUUUUCAGUACAUUGGCGGAUUAACAUGAAUGCGUUGUUCGACACGCGCUAUUAUAAUAUAACUAAACUGUUUGCGUCGAUGGUCGGUAUAUGGCCAUAUCAGUCGCAAUUUAGAAAAAAGAUCAUUCAAUCAGUCAGCAUGUUCGUAAUGUUCACAUUUUUUCCGCCUCAGGUGAAGAGAUUGUACGAUGUGUGGGGGAAGGACAUAGACGCCGUGUGCAUGUGUAUACCUCCUAUCGUGACUAUUUUAGUGAGCAUGACUAAAGUAGUGACCAGCGUACGAUGUGAAUCGCAGGUGAAAGAGUUACUGCGCCAGAUCGAAAUGGACUGGAAAAUAAAUCCGACGGCGAAGGAGUAUGAAAUUUUAGUGAAUUACACGUCGAAGGGGAGAACGUUGUGCAUCGUUUACUCAACUAUGUUGUGUAACGGACUUAUGUGCUUUAUCAUGACACCGGUGAUCUCGCCGAUACUGGACGUCAUCUUACCCCACAACGGCACGCGCGCGAGAAGCUUGGCCUACGACCUCGAUUACGGGAUUGACGUUCAGACUCACUGGCUAUGGUUGUGGCUGCACAGUAGUACGACGUCAACGGCGACUAUAUUAAAUAUCAUUGGCGCCGAUCUGAUGUACGUUACGCUUACCGUUCACAGUUGCUGCCUGUUUGCGAUAGUAAGACACAAAUUGGAGCACGUUGCCGAUUCGAUAAAAAAGCACACCAUGCAAUCUCUCGAGAAUCAUAAUUAUAAUGUUGAAUGCUACAUAAAAUAUGAAGAUCGACAACUAAGAUUAAAAGAGCAAGCUGCUGUCGUGAGAGAAUGCGUCAUUAAUCAUCAAAGAGCAAUACAUUGUGUGCAAUUAUUGCACUGCAUUUAUACGUGGUGUUUCCUCGUCAUAUUAGGCUUAAACCUAAUCAUCAUAAGUAUCUCUGCAGUUCAAUUAGUGAGCAGGCUAUUCCAAUGGGAUGGGAUGGCGAUGUGCGUUAUGUUCAUAUGUGGCCAACUGACUCACUUGUUUUUUCUUAGCUUAAUGGCGCAAUAUCUACUGGACCAAAGCUCGAACGUUCACGGAUCAACGUAUUCAUGCUUCUGGUAUAAUAUGCCUGUCCAGAUACAAAAGGACAUUGUACUGAUCUUGAUAAGAAGCCGUAUACCGUGCAAGAUAAUGGCUGGAAAACUAUUCGUAAUGUCGCUGGAGAACUUUUGUACGAUAGUGCAGACGUCAAUGUCCUAUUUCACAGUGUUGGCAUCUUUUCGAUAAGUAUUUGCAUCUUCUUUGCAUUGAAAUAACUAACGUCUUAUGCACCUUUAUAAAAUUAAUAAAUAAAACUAUGAUUCGUUAAUCAAAUACCUACUUAUUUGAUGCCUAUACUGCAGUUAUGGAAAUGUACUGAUACUUAAUAUAUUUGUCAGAUAUAAUUACCGUUUUUACCGCAGUUUUCUUCAUAAUUCUUACGUAAAUGUUGAUUAAAUAAAGAAUAAUUAAGAGAGCUCAGAAUGGAAAGUUGUAUUGUAAAAUAGAGAUAAUUAGCAUUUAAAAAUUUCAUAUGCAGUGCGUUAUUGAUUUCAACGUGCGGACCAAUUAAUACCUGAGAGAGGAAAUAAUUCCGUAUUGGAAUGAUUGGAUAAUCUCAAUUAUCACAAAAUUACACAAUUUAUGAAUAAAUUGUAUGGACAAUUUAUUGACGUAGAACUACG